This is a messenger RNA of Striga asiatica, 300 nucleotides long. The record is from the annotation of a GenBank genome assembly. Lineage: Eukaryota; Viridiplantae; Streptophyta; Magnoliopsida; Lamiales; Orobanchaceae.
AUGCCAUCCUCAAGCCCUAUAAAUAUUUCAGAUAAGGCAAACGGAUUAGGAGUGUCUCAGUCAGCAGAAAAAGGAAGAAAACUAACUGAUAUUCGCAAUCUUGGAAUUUUGCACUACAAAGUAGAGUGGGGGACCAAUUCUAAGAUACUCAGAUAUGUUGCUAAAGUAGCCCUGCAGGACAAAAAGAAAAGUAUUAAGCUAUUGAGACCUGAAGAUACGAGUCUCGAGGAAGAACAAUUUGCUGUUCUAAACCAGCUAACAUAUGGGACUGAUGACAUUAGCAAAGAGCAAAAGCUUUAG